AUGUCGAACCUAUAUCAAUCAGAACUGGCGGUGGGACUGGCGCCGAGUCGACGAACUUCUCUGCGUUUCGCCCAACGUCCUCGUACUUCCUAUGCCAGCUUCGAUGCGACAGCGGUGCAGACAUUGCCUCGAUCCAGAACAUCUCGGUGGUCGCUGAAUCCAAUGACCAUGAGCAAUGAUCUACUGGACUGGAGGACAUUCAACACAAAUCAAGAAGAGGAAGAAUGCGCAAUUGCUUCUCCAUCAUAUCCGUUCACUGCACAGCGAACUAUAGAGGAAGUGCAAAGGCCCUCUACUUCACUACAAGUUCCGUCGCACCAACGACGGCCCUCACAACUUUCUCAGUCACUAAAGAAUGGUAUCUCAGAACUCAAGUCGCUGGGUCGUAGAAUGUCCUUGACCAUUCGCGGCAAGGCCGGGCGACCAAACAGCGAUGCCGCCGAGGCUUGUCGACCUUCACAGCUGCUUCCAAUCCGUUCAGAGGAGAGGAUGAUGGACUUUUCGGAGGCCGUCUCAUCUCGACCUCGAAACCGAUGGAACCACUUCCGCACUCCCAGCACUCGGCGAAGGCCCUCGCUACCUCUUCUCAGUUCAAUGCAGCUACAACCGUGGCCAGUGGAAGACAACAUUUUUGAGCCAAUGAUGCCGCCACGCAGUCGAGGUCAACCGAUCUUAUCUGAUCUGGUGUACGGAGGUGCAGGAGCUCGAGCUUCGGCGGCUGCUCAGAACCAGCUGUAUCAAGCACAUCGGGCGACACCGCUGCCACCAUACUCGCCACCAAAGCCAGAGAGUCUGCACGACUCCGAAAGUGGCAUCGGAAUCGGCCUAGAAGAGCUCUCUCGACGUCCUUCAGCUGUAGAUCGAUCUCAGCCGGUCGCACGAGAUCCAAUCGAUGUCCUGGCUCCGGAGCUGGUCGAGAGCAUCUUCUCUCACCUGGACCUCAAUUCUUUGCUCAGCGCUAGCCUUGUAACAAAGCGCUGGCUGCACUUUGCAUCUUCACACGCAGUCUGGCGCAAUGUGUUUGUUCGAGAUUUUGGCCCCAAGCAACCCAUGCCAACCUGGGAGGGCCAAGUGAGGCAUAUUGCCGGCAUGGGCAAGAGCCUGCCUGGUCAGGACUACAUUCGACUAUAUCAGGUCCGCCGUCAAAUCGACAGAAGAUGGGAUGAAGGUCAGGCUGCCGCGAUCUACCUCAACGGUCACCGAGAUAGCGUCUAUUGUGUGCAGUUCGACGAGAACAAGAUCAUCACAGGAUCCCGAGAUCAGACGGUACGGGUCUGGGACGCUCGCACUUAUCAAUGCUUACGCAAACUCGGUCCGCCCCAUACUCAUCGUUCUAAAAUCCCAGUAGCCCGCGAACCCGUCAACCCUGAAGGGAUCCAGCCUUUCUGCUCGGUAGAGAUCACGACUCCCGAACCGGCGGGAGAUAUCCUGGUUACAGGCUCUUCCGACCAUACCUGUUUGGUCUGGGACAUGAAGGACAAUUAUCGACCAAUCUUUCGUCUCGUUGGUCACCAGCUGGGCGUGCUCGAUGUUUGCAUUGACAAGCGAUUCAUCAUUACUUGUUCGAAAGACGCGACGAUCAAACUUUGGGACCGUUAUGAUGGGCAGCUGCUGAAAACUUUACACGGGCAUCGGGGUCCCGUGAAUGCAGUGCAAGUCCGUGGCAAUCUGCUAGCCAGCGCAAGUGGCGACGGUAUGGCGAAGCUGUGGCGGCUCGAGGACGGGAUGUGCAUCAAGGAGUUCCAAUCCAAGGACCGGGGUUUGGCGUGUGUUGAAUUCUCGGAAGACGGGCGAACGAUCUUCGCCGGCGGUAACGACAAAGUGAUAUAUGAGUACGAUACUAUCACGGGUCAACGUGUACGGGAGUUGAAAGGCCAUGACGAGCUUGUGCGAUCUCUGCAUCUGGACUCGGCAAACUCGCGCAUAAUCAGCGGUAGCUAUGACCAGUCCAUCAAGAUUUGGGAUGUCAAGAAGGGCGAGUCUGUGGAAGAUGGUGGUCUAAAACUCACAUUUGGGAAGUGGACUUCGAGCUGGAUGCUCUCGGCAAAAAGCAACUAUCGCAAAAUCAUCUGCACUAGUCAGGACGGACGGGUAGUCAUUAUCGACUUUGGCUAUGGCAUAGAAGGCGUCGAACUGGUGGAAACCUAA
Molecule: messenger RNA, 2148 nt
Organism: Cyphellophora attinorum
Lineage: Eukaryota; Fungi; Ascomycota; Eurotiomycetes; Chaetothyriales; Cyphellophoraceae
Product: Beta-TrCP
Exons: 2
Coding region: 1-2148 (715 amino acids)
Biological process (GO): ubiquitin recycling; proteasome-mediated ubiquitin-dependent protein catabolic process
Cellular component (GO): nucleus; cytoplasm
Molecular function (GO): ubiquitin binding
Source: RefSeq, a predicted model, not a curated record